AUGAGUUGUCAAAAGACCUCGCAAUGACCUAUGGGAAAUUCUUGGCGGAAUUCUUGAAUCUUGCCAAAUAAUGAUUGCGGAAUGUUAUGUCGUUGCGACUGAUUUUAAGUUCAGAAUACCGCAGUUAGUUCUGCAUAAUGUGUGACUAACUGCAGGUAAAUAUGCCCUACCGUAGGACAUGUACCGACAAAACCAGGGAGGAAGGAGUUGAAAGCGAUUUACACAAACUUGAACUGCGCAAAUCGAAAAUAAACAGACUGAAGCGAAGCCCAAAACCACCAUCACAGCCACCACGCACGGUGGACACCUCAGAUAUUACACAACCAGAGUUCAAGACACCUACCCGCCCUGUAAGAAGCAAAUUUGGCCGUUUGAUCAGUAAGGAAUCACCUUGCAAUGACUCCGAAAAUCAACACGAUAUCAUCUGGGAUCAGAGUUCACCGUCCCCCAUCCGGAAAGAUGGAGGAAUGUAUAAGGGGAGAGGACGGAGAAAAGACGCUUACGUCGGAAAAACAGACGUAACUGAUCUUGUCAGUCGGAUAGCUCCUAAGAACUCGAGACCAGUGGAUUCAGCAGAGUCUGAGCUCCAGUGGAUUGGAGUCAAUGGCAUCCCUUGCACUCCCGAGCUGUCUCAACCAAGGACAAAGACAAAAGCCAUCAAGAAGGACACCCAUGACCAUCUGAAGGAACUGGCCAAGCAGUUUGACUUCCAGCUGAUCGGACGUGAGAGGCCUGCCCAGAACCAGAGUCCCACUAAGCCCGCAGACCUGGACGUCGAAGACCUCGAUCUUUUUGCCGACGAAAACCAGGCUCCUUCCGACCCCUCACCGUUCGGGGCCGUCAGGGUCCUGUCUAUCGAUCAGGACAUGGAGGAGGAGGAGGACGACGACGACGCGCUGUUUAACGAGCUUUUUGACGGGCCCACGGUGAGCAUCGAGAACGGCCUCAGCCAGCCUCUGUCCGGCGUCUCUCAACACGUGAAGCCCGCCGCCGUGUCCACCUCGCAGUGCCCCAGAAACACCCCGGCCGCAGGAAACUCGGACGUGAGGAUACGCAGCCACGCGCCGAUGGUCUCCACCGACGCGACGCAGGUCUCUACUACUGGCCGCGUGGAUGUUGGAUUUGACGACGACUGGGAGGACGACGGUCUGCUUGACGACUCCAUGGUGAUGGAUAUGACCCAGCACCCGGAACGCUUUGCUCCGCCCAAACACUGUUCCACACAAAAGCCCGUCGCGGCGCAGCAGAGGGUUCUGACUGGCGCCACGGGCCCCACAAAUGUUCCGAACCAGAACCGUCAGUAUGGAGGCAGCAGUAGCAGUAGAGGUUCUAGUUUAUCUCAAGUUCCGACCGCGAUGCACAAAAGUGGGCAGACACUUACACCACCGGGAGUGGACGCCAGUCGCCAAGUCAGAACGUCGUCUGUUGCCGCAGGGUUGCCUAGCAACAACAGGAACGGCUUACGAAGCACUGGGCCUGUUGCGUCUCUGCCACGCGCUCCCUCGGACCUCCCAAACAAAACCAACAGCAAAACAGCGUCUGCAGCACCUGCAGCCGUGACCCGGCCCCUCGUGAAGACCAAGGCUGACGCCAGUGGAGCUCAGCUAUGCCCAGCACAACAGAGACCUACACCAGCCACUGGUGCUCAGUCAAAGCCAUUACAAGGACCCACAUGGGCGAAGCAACAGGUGACUGCUGCAGCCACAGUUGAGGAGAAACCCACAGGUGGCGUGCUCGACGGUGAGGCAGAUAUCCCGGACGACGACCUCGAUAUUUUCUUUGCCUCGGAUGCUGGGUGGGACGACGACGUGGACGACGAUGAUUUGCUCUGCGAAGCGUGCGAUGACGUGGAGUGUGCCAUUCCAGCGGUGGAACAACAAGCGUUCGCCGACGGUCAGAUGCUGAAUCGGACACAAAGUCAGGCCACCCCUCCAUCUGGGAUCACAGUGGGAUGCACAGGGCUUAAAGCUCCCUAUCAGAGUAGACCGCCCACUACUUUUGCCCAGCCUAUUCCACCGAGCAAAACCGUGUAUAGUACAUUGGGAAAUAAGGCAUCAGGUAAGAGUGUGCCUUCGAUGAACCAAAGUACUGCGGCUGUAGUCGGUGGGAGUUCCAGUGCUCAGUACCAAACGAACGUCAUGAGGCCACCCAGUGCUUCUGCUGGCGCAGGAGCCACUUCCUUUGGAGGCUCCUCCCACCACACCACCACAGCCAAUCACAUGGGAGGUGUAAGUUCUAAUACUCAGAGUGGCCAAUCCACAUUCGGUAGUGUUGGCCAAAGGAACUCUAUGAUGAGACCACCAGGUACUACCACCAGUGUGAAACCUCAAAGGCUCACGUACAGUAAAGAGACCACUUCAUUUGGAGGCUCCUCCCACCACACCACCACAGCCAAUCACAUGGGAAGUGUAAUUUCUAAUACUCAGAGUGGCCAAUCCACAUUCGGUAGUGUUGGCCAAAGGAACUCUAUGAUGAGACCACCAGGUACUACCACCAGUGUGGAACCUCAAAGGCUCACGUACAGUAAAGAGACCACUUCCUUUGAAGGCUCCUCCCACCACACCACUACAGCCAAUCAGCUGGGAGGUAAAGGAGGAGCCAUGGCGGGCUCCAACCAAUCGGCUGUGAGAAUGGGUGGCGGCAGUAGCAGCAGUAGUAACCAGUAUACUUUCAAGAGGCUGCCAAAAAAUAGCAGCACCAGCGCCAGCUGUUUCACAGGGACCACACAAGCUCCCGUCUCCUACCCCGCUAACCCGCGGUGUUCCGAGGCCGAGAUCGAGCGCAAGAAGCAGGAGGCGCUCGAGAGGAGACGGCUCCGAAUGCUCGCCACGCAGAACAAAAAGCAGAACCUCAGAGCCCCGUGCUAAGGUCUGGAUCCGGUUCUAAAAAACAGAUCAGGUUCUAAAAAAAGUUUCUCUCAACAAUUUGAUAGGAUACGUGAGGUUAAGUUGCUUUACAUUGGCCUUACAUUAUAUUGUAUUGGAAUCUUGAAUGAGAUUAGCGAACAUUGCACUAAAUUACAUCGCUGGCUUGAUCAGAUUUCAUAGUCUUUAAAGGCAUGCUCUCCCACAAGAAAGGUUGAAAUUGAUUGGUUAGAAGUUUAUGAUAUAUUAUUAUUAAUACCUAUUAUGGACGGGGUAACAUUUAUGAAGUUAUGAAAGUUUAUAUGUUUUUUAAAACCUUAGGCAGGAAUGCGACAUUUUAGAUGUUCAUAAUUCUGUCAUUUCACAUUUCUUGAUUUACAUCGUUUGUUACAUUGAGGAGAUCUACUGUCUUUGUCUUUCAUGAGAAACCUGUUUAUUGGAUGGCUGUCGUGGUCUGUCUUCAUUAUUUAUGUCUGUUAUGUUCUCUAUCAAUGUUUUUUUUUGCCUGACUAUAAAUAAGUGAGUUGGCCUCUUUCAAAAUAGUUUAUUUAUUGAAUGGGAAUAUUAUAAUGGGGAUUUUAAAAAAUGUUUUGUGUUUGAAUAAAUGCCAUGAACCAUA
Messenger RNA from Alosa sapidissima (American shad), 3483 nucleotides. It is a transcript of the gene etaa1a, whose product is annotated as ETAA1 activator of ATR kinase a. The record is from RefSeq and is a predicted model, not a curated record. The coding region runs from base 162 to 2867 and encodes 901 amino acids. The transcript is spliced from 6 exons. Lineage: Eukaryota; Metazoa; Chordata; Actinopteri; Clupeiformes; Clupeidae.